Messenger RNA from Emiliania huxleyi CCMP1516, 1560 nucleotides. RefSeq lists its product as hypothetical. Bases 89 to 1222 code for a protein of 377 amino acids. Lineage: Eukaryota; Haptophyta; Isochrysidales; Noelaerhabdaceae. The transcript is spliced from 2 exons. The record is from RefSeq and is a predicted model, not a curated record.
CACCACAAGCUCCUGCUGAACUGGCUCCGACGGCCCAAACCACGCGGCGGACUCGGUGGUGAGUUCGCGCCGACUUCCCUUCUGGGCCAUGCUCCUGGCAUUCGUCAAGGACAAGUGGCCCAUACUCGCCGUCUGCCUCAUCUUUGGCGGCCGCCAGUACAGCAAGCACAUGACCGGCGUCGCCGUGCGGUCCGUUACGCCGGCGCAGGAGUUGGUGACGCUGAAGAAGCAUGCGAUGAGCGAGCACCAGCUGAGCAGCCUCAGGAGCCACCUCGAGGCCGCGCUGCCGUCGCUGGAGGGGCAAUACCUCGGCCGGGGCUUCGCCAACACCCGCGGAUUUGUGUUGAAAUUCAACACGCAAGGCGCCGCGAAGCUCCGCGACCCUGACUUUAUGAACGGCACGUACUCCUUCCUCUCGCCGUUCUUCGAGACUUUCCGCGACCCCGCGGCCAACGCCUUUGUCCUCAACGCGCUCGUCGUCCCUGCGGGCGGCAGUGCCGACGAGGCCCGCGACCCUGCGGUGGGCCUCCACGUGGACAACACUGUCGGGAUCGACUCGGUACGCCUCUUCCUCGCGCACUCCGUCUCUGUCCUCUACGUCACGGUGCCGGACGGGAUGGAGGGCGGCCAACUCAAGCUCUGGUCGUACUCCAACAAGCCCGAGUCGGCGGCAGAGCUUGCCGCCCCGGAGGGGAGCGUCUCUCCCGAGGAGGGCAUGCUGGCCGUCUUCCGAGGCGACUCGUACCACCUCGUCGACAGCUGGCGGCUGCGCGAAGGCGGCGGCGGGGGCGGCGGCGAGGGCGGCGGCGGGAGCGGGCACGGCGGCGGCGGCGGCGGGGGCGAGCGCUCGAGGCUGAGCUUGGUGCUCGAGGCGUACCAGCUGGACGAGAGCUUCUACAGCGCGACAACAGAGUUUGAAGUGAACCGCAACCACGACCACCGCGUCUACGCGACCGAGGUGCGGCCGCUGCUGCUGCAGUUCAACGACCUGACCAAGUGGUGCCUCCGCGCGCUUCUUGGCAUGACUUGCUGGCUCAGUGUGGAAGCAUGGACGAAGCGCGGGCGGAAGCCGGAGACGGCCAAGAGCGAGACGCUCGAGCAGAAGCAGGCGCGCAUCCUGCGCGAGCGUGGCGAGCGAGGUGGUUCGGCGCCAGGCAAGGCGAAGGGCGCGGCGCAGCCUGGCGCCACAAGGGUGGGCAGCAGCGCGAAGAAGCGCCGCUGACGAGCGAUUAUCUGGACAGCGGGGUCGACAAGGGCCGCCGGCCGCGCGCAGCUAGAGUCGGGGCAAGGAGGCGGCGCACAGCGGCGCUCCUAGCCUCGGCUCUCGCGCACUGGCAAUGCUGCGGAUGCGCGUAAAGUUACACAUGGACAUGGCUUGCUUGGGAUGUCUGAUCCAUCGCUAGUUUCCUGACGCAACUGGGUCGUUGUAUGUGAAAUGUGUAUAGCCUCCCCUCUCUCGCUGCAUGUGGAUAUGUGCAUACGUUAGCGAGCCGCAGUGCCUGGUACAAGUAGAGGUAGGUAGAGUCUAGAGAGUAAAUAACGUGUCAGCACGAUGAGAAA